AGGUGGACAACAUCAUAACUUCUAUCUGUUCUUGUCUAGAGAUGAAGCUGGACAAGCCACUAUCUCCAGGACGGGGACGCUGAUGCCUCAUGUAAAAGCCAAGGUCAUACCAGCAGUAGAUGACAAGUUCAACAGCACACGAAAACAGUCUGCCGGAGCUCAGUUCCGGCACUCCCUGAUGGUGCUCAUGGAGAGGAUGUAUUCUGCCAACCCGCACUUUGUGCGCUGUAUAAAGCCCAACAGCCAGAAGGAGCCAGGUGUGGUGGACAACCAGGUGGUGCUGCAGCAGCUCCGGUACAAUGGACUGCUAGAGACAAUCCGUAUCCGAAGAGAUGGUUUUUCCUGGAGACCUUCAUUUGAGGAAUUUGCUGAAAGAUAUGGAAUUCUUCUAGUUAAAGUGGAUGUUUCCCUCACAAAAGAAAGCUGCUUGGAGAUACUGCAAAGUACAGAGCUGACAGGCUGGAUAUGUGGAAAGUCACGACUUUUCUUUAAAUAUUGGCACCAGGAACAGCUGGCGAAGUAUGUGGAGCGACUGGAAAGAGCAGCAGUUGUCAUACAGAAAGUUUUCAGGGGAUUCAGAUGCAAGAAGAGUUACCUAAAACUGGUGGCUGAGCUGAGAGCUCAGGCACAGCGGCUGCAGGAGGAAGCAGAGAGAGAAAGAAGCCAACAGCUGGUGGUGGAAGCAGAGGCCCAGAAAAGAAUCUCCCUUCCAGUCCCUAUGCCACGAAAGAGGCGCCCUCAGCCUGGUCCCCAUCCUCCUGAUAAGCCACCACAGCCACCAGUGCCACGGCCACGCAGCAAACUGACAGAGUCCACUCCUUUUGAUAACUUCCUGGAUCCUUCUGCACCUCGACCUCUUCUGAGGACAGAGGAACAGACUGGAGAAGAAGCAAAAAUGAGGAAACUCAAGAGAGGAGCAACUCUCCGCUGGUUCAAAGAGACACAGGCCCAGAAGGUCAUGCAGGAUGAUGGGGCCUUUCCUAGCUGGCUGCAUGGCAUGAUCAGCCGGAGGGAAGCUGAAAACUUGCUGAUUGACAAGCCUUUGGGUUGCUUCCUUGUUCGGAUCAGCCAGAGCCGACCGGGCUACACCUUGACAUACAGGGGUGAAGGCCGCUGCAGACACUACAUGAUUGAGAUGCAGCCCAAUGCACGCUAUGUCAUCCUGGGGGAAGACCGGGCUCACACCUCGCUCACUGAACUGGUUCGGUAUCACCAGAGUGUGGGCAUCCAGCCCUUCAUGGAGAUCCUGACUGUUCCCUGUGGGCAGAAAAGUAGUGAGAGUUUGGAUUAUGAAGAUCUGGAGUGCCUCAGGCUGGGUCCGCCAGCAGCCGAGGGGGAGACCCCUCCGGAGGAGCAGCCCUGCCCCUCCAGGCCUUCCACCAGCAGAUCUGCUCUGCAGUCAGGAGCAGCCACAGUUCUCAGACAUGUGUGGUUCAGGAGGACCAAUAACUGCCAAAACCAACAGAGCCUUGACAAGAGUGGGACAAAGGCAAGUUCAGUCCAGGAGAGAGGCAGUCAACGAGCCUUCCCUCGCCUCCACUCUUCCAUACGCCUGGCAAUGCAGGAAAUCCAGCAGUUCUCGUCCGUUCCCUUGAACACCUCUGUACAGAGCUGCUGUCAAGCCCUCAGCAUUGAGGAUGUAGAGCCCAAUUGACAUGGUCAAAGUGUCUCAGCCCUAUCUUCUUCCAGUGCUGCUGGUCCUUGCCUAACUGGGUCAACAUAUGCAGUCAUACAGCAACCUUUUUGCUUUUUUUUUUCCUUUUUAUUUUUGCUGCACCCAGUUGGCCUUGUGCCUUUAGACAGGACUACUGCAGAAAUGAAUGUUCAUCAGCGCUCAGUUCACCUCAGUGGCUGAGACUGCAGUAUCUGGACCAGCCUCACCCUAGCAGACAGGAGAGGAUGGGAACAGUCACACUUUGCACGGAUCCACAGUGCCCGACAGUCUGUGUGUCAAUACUUCUUGCCUCGCACUGUUAAUAGUCACAAACUGGGUAUCUCCCAACAACGUGCUCUUUCACAGAUACCUGUACUGAUUUCCUACCUCUUUCUCUUCAAGUCCUCUGUCUCUGUUUCGGUCCUGUGUAUCUACUGCUCUGGGAGCCAAGGGAAGCUAGGCUUGGGCUUGGGAAGUAAGGAAUGAAACUGGCGUGUCCUUUUUGUUGAGUGCAGCAGCACUUGAACAGGAGCUGAGACAAGGGGCAAGAUCUUUCUGCGGAGGGAGUUUCCUGCUCUUGCAUCAGUGUGCUGGCACACUGCUCCCCAGUCCCUACCCAGAGCUCAAGUCAGAGAAUCAUUGGAACCGUCUUGUUCAUCCUGGUUGGAAUCACUACAAGUCCAGGCUGGACGACAUGCUACUUUACACUGAGGGUAGAGGGCUUAGAACGUACAGUACCAUGCUACUUGUUAGGUAUUUUCUACCUUUUAAAAUAAUUCUCUUU
Grus americana (Whooping crane) is the source of this 2438-nucleotide messenger RNA. RefSeq lists its product as uncharacterized. Gene Ontology annotation, molecular function: ATP binding; protein binding; cytoskeletal motor activity. The coding region runs from base 83 to 1654 and encodes 523 amino acids. Gene Ontology annotation, cellular component: myosin complex. Lineage: Eukaryota; Metazoa; Chordata; Aves; Gruiformes; Gruidae. The transcript has 16 exons. The record is from RefSeq and is a predicted model, not a curated record.